Messenger RNA from Polychytrium aggregatum, 1434 nucleotides. RefSeq lists its product as uncharacterized. Lineage: Eukaryota; Fungi; Chytridiomycota; Chytridiomycetes; Polychytriales. The record is from RefSeq and is a predicted model, not a curated record. The transcript is spliced from 2 exons. Gene Ontology annotation, cellular component: lysosome. Gene Ontology annotation, molecular function: cysteine-type endopeptidase activity. Bases 72 to 1208 code for a protein of 378 amino acids.
CCGCCCUCCCAUAUCCCCCACCACCACCACCACCGGCAAAUCUUCCUCCUCAGCCUCUUACCGUGCCCGCCAUGCUCUUCAAGUCCUGCACAACCCUGUGUCUGGCCCUGACCUUUGCCAGCAGCACCUUUGCUCGCGGCACCAAGUUCUCCCAGUACACCAAGUACCUCGAUGCCCGCAUCGGCUCCAUCACCGAGCAGCUGAACACCGAUGCCUCGGGUGCCUACCAGGCUCACGUCGACCAGUCCAACGACUCGACCUUCCAGGGCCUCGUCCAGAAGGUCAAGGACCACGUCGACUCCGAGAACCACCUCGUUGAUGACGAGAUGGACCUCUACUCCGAUGAGAGCAUCUCGAGCCUCAUCGGCACCGUCUUUGGCGACAGUGUCACCGCCGAUGGCACCGAUACUCAGCGCGAGGCUGUCCUCUCUGCUGUCCUCCCCUCCUCCUUCGACGCCCGCACCAAGGGCUGGGUUGGCGCCAUCAAGAACCAGGGCCAGUGCGGCAGCUGUGUCGCCUUCUCCACCGCCGAGAUUGUUGAGGUUGCUCUUGCCACCAAGGGCGAGACCGUCUCCGUCUCCGAGGCCGACCUCUUCUUCUGCCUUGGCGCCGCCGACCAGGCUUCGUGCUCCACCGGCUGGUACCCCAGCCACGCCGUCGCCGAUGUCUCUUCUCAGGGCUGGGUCGACGACUCGUGCUUCCCCUACGGCGCCGCCCUCUCUGGCCAGGAUCUGCCCUGCAAGAAGGGCUGCUCGCGCCACACUGGUCUCCAGGAGGCCAACUUUGCCUCGAUCAACGACAUCAAGCAGCACGUCGCUGUCUACGGCUCGGCCAUCACUGCCUUCACCGUCUACGAUGACUUCCCCCACUGCUGCACCAACAACGCCGUCUACCACAAGACCUCCAGCAAGCAGCUCGGUGGCCACGCCGUCUCCAUCAUCGGCUGGGACGACAGCAAGAAGGCUUGGCUCUGCCGCAACCACUGGACCGCCACCUGGGGUACCAACGGCUUCUUCUGGAUCGGCUAUGGUGAGGCCGGCAUCAACUCGCUCAGCGAGACCCUCGGUGUCAUUCCUCCCUCCGGCCCUGCCCCUCCCCCGCCCGCCACCACCACCGUCCCUGUCACCCACACCAAGAAGACCAAGACCACCAAGACCAAGACCACCAAGACCAAGAAGCCUAAGACCAAGAAGCCCAAGACCCAGUAAAGAGGUCCUUGCUGCUGGCAUUCACCGGAUCCAUCCAUCCAACACGCCCUUCCCACACCCCCUUCCCACUCACGAGAAACACACCUCCCCGCAUUGCUCAGACAAUAAUGCAGUAGAGAUGGUGUAAUUUCCACUGUCUAUGGCUCCUUCCGUUCCUUCUCUCCCUCUGCUGUGCAAUCGGAGCUGGAAGCAAUGAAUGUUUGCCCACCGUCUCAAAUAAAUCCCC